Molecule: messenger RNA, 1719 nt
Organism: Penicillium samsonianum
Lineage: Eukaryota; Fungi; Ascomycota; Eurotiomycetes; Eurotiales; Aspergillaceae
Product: sulfatase family protein
Exons: 5
Coding region: 1-1719 (572 amino acids)
Biological process (GO): phenol-containing compound metabolic process
Molecular function (GO): arylsulfatase activity; N-acetylglucosamine-6-sulfatase activity; glycosaminoglycan binding
Source: RefSeq, a predicted model, not a curated record
AUGAACUUACUGAGAUUGCUACUAUUGACAACUCUGGCUGUUGCCAAGCAGCCUAAUAUUCUUUUCGUUCUAACGGACGAUCAGGGUAAAUAUGUGGGCGGUUUAGAGCACAUGCCCAAGCUGCAGGAAACCCUCGUUCAACAAGGAACAAGCUACUCCAAACACUUCUGCUCAAUCGCACUAUGCUGCCCCUCCCGAGCCAACCUCUGGACCGGCCGCAUGCCACACAACACCAACGUAACAGACGUCGGACUCCCCUACGGCGGCUAUCCAAAAGUAGUCUCAGCCGGCUGGAACGACAACUACCUCCCACUAUGGAUGCAAGAAGCAGGCUACAACACGUACUACGUGGGCAAGAUGUGGAACGCGCACACAGAAGACAACUACAACGAUCCCUACGUACGAGGGUUCAACGGCUCGGACUUCCUGCUAGAUCCGUACACAUACCGAUACUGGUACGCACGGAUGACGCGCAACGGAGCAGCGCCAGUCAAGUACGACGGGCAAUACUCGACAGACGUUAUCGCCGAAAAAGCAGAGGGAUUCAUCGACGAGGCAGUUAAGCACGAGCAGCCGUGGAUGCUGACAGUAGCGCCGAACGCACCGCACUCGAAUGGGUCUCAUGAUUCCACGCGGAACGCGAACUGGUUCGGUGAGCCGGAGUUUGCGCCGCGACAUGCGGAUUUAUUUAAGGAUGUGCGGGCGCCGCGCGAUGAGAGCUUUAAUACGCUGAUUGAAAAUGCCGUUAGCUGGGUGCAGAAUGUGCCUGAGUUGAAUCAGACGCAUAUUGAUUAUAUUGAUGAGUUCCAGCGGUGUCGACUGCGGGCUUUGCAGGCUGUUGAUGAGAUGAUUGGGAAGCUUAUUGAGAAGUUGGAGAAAAUCGGGGAACUGGAUAAUACGUAUAUCUUCUUUUCGACUGAUAAUGGGUAUCAUCUUGGUCAGCAUCGAUUGCAGCCUGGCAAGAACUGUGGUUAUGAAACCGAUAUCAACGUUCCUCUCAUUGUCCGAGGACCUGGUAUUGGCAAGAAUCAGACCCUGGAUGCUAUCACUUCUCAUACGGAUCUAGCUCCCACUUUUUUGAACAUAGCUGGGGCGACUCGAGAUGGAUUAGAUGGCAAGAAGAUUCCUACUACCAUUGCCGCCAGCACGGCGGACAAUAGGACCGAGCAUGUUGCCAUUGAGUACUGGGGACUGGCUGUACCAGAAGGAAUCUACGGAUAUGCCAGCGACAAGCUCGAGCAGCCACAUAACAGCUACCAGAGAAACACAUACAAGGGUAUCCGACUUGUUGCCAAUGACUAUAGUCUAUACUAUGCAGUAUGGUGCACAAACGAGAAAGAAUUCUUCGAUCUGAAGGGCGACCCCCAUCAAACAGUGAAUCUAGGCACACAUCCAGCCAAACACCCCAACUACAAGAUUUCAAAUCGCGAGCUACCACAAAUUAUAGCGCGGCUAGACGCACUGAUGCUCGUGCUCAAGUCCUGCGAAGGCGAUGCUUGUCGAUACCCCUGGAGGCAGCUGCACCCAGCCGGCAAAGUGAAUAGUCUUGCCGAUGCGCUGGACUCCGGCUUUGAUACUUUCUACGCGAACCAGCCGAAGGUUUCGUUCUCGUCUUGUGAGCAUGGGUAUAUCAUUUCGGCGGAGGGGCCGCAGAAGUUCAAUUCUUACGGGGCCAGUACAAAGAGGGGAUGGAGGUUGGAUGAGUUGUUUGGGUGGUGA